Molecule: messenger RNA, 735 nt
Organism: Ostrinia furnacalis (Asian corn borer)
Lineage: Eukaryota; Metazoa; Arthropoda; Insecta; Lepidoptera; Crambidae
Product: actin cytoskeleton-regulatory complex protein SLA1-like
Exons: 2
Coding region: 1-735 (244 amino acids)
Source: RefSeq, a predicted model, not a curated record
AUGAGUGACGUCAUCUGUGAUCUGUCAAAAUCAAAUGUCAAUGUCAUGAAAUCGGACGUCAUACCCAGUCUACCUAAGCCGAAAUCGUCCGUCAGCCCGAAACUAGGGCGAAGCACCCCUACCAAUACGGUCCAGGCCGAACCUAGCAAGCCUUCUAACGGCUCUGCUGACCUUCUAGGCCUGGAUUCCGCCAAACCAGACCCUAAACCCGCUAACAACGACGAUAUCUUCUCCUCAUUUUUCUCGGCACCUCAAGAAAAACCCGCAGAAGUGAAGCUAGAAGACUCCAAGGCCGAUCUCAAGGUGGAAGAAGAGAACUUCUUCAAACAGGCCGCGCCCACGGAAAAGGAGAAGUCGAAGUUAACCAAGGACAGUAUAUUAGCUCUGUACAGUCAAACGCCAUCUACAAACUUAGUUAACCAAUUCAAUCCGGCGCCCGCGCAACCGGCGUACCAAGGGUUCGGGUAUCAGCAGCCUUUUAACACAAUGCCGGCGCAGAAUGGUAUGCAGUUCAAUCAGUUUCAACCUAUGAACAACCAGUUUCAGCAGCCAUUUGCCCCGCCAACACAGCAGCCAUUGCCUAAUCAGCAGUUCCCUCAAACGAACCAGUUCUUCAGCGGUCAACAACCGCAGCAACCGCUAACCCAGCAAUUCGGAGGCCUCAACUUAGGCCAGAGCUUCCCAAACUUCGCGCAAACGAAUUCCAAUGUUGCCAGCAAUACGACUUGGCAGUAG